GGUCAUGACGCUAUGAUAGGGUGUCUCGUCUAUUCGCCAGACAGCAGAUGGGUAGCGACAGGGUCUUACGACAACACCAUCAUCCUCUGGGACACGACUGGGCGAUGCAUAGAAGAAUGGGUAGCACACGCGGGGGUGAUCAGUUGCUGUGCAUGGUCCCCGGACGGUACUGUGAUUGCCUCCGGAGGUUCUGAUGGAAGAGUACGCCUCUGGGACGCUCGCACGUUCUGCUUGAUCCAUGUCCUGGGCUACGAGCACAACAACCCGUACAGUUUGUUUGUCCACUUCUCCGCCGACGGCCGUUGGCUCGCCUCCGGGGGAUGUCAGGUCGAUUGCUGUAUGUGGGACGUUGCGGCAGGCAAGCUCCACAAGGUCCUCAAAGGGUCGAAUUCAUUUCGGACUGCGACCUUCGAUCCAGGGAGCACUCGCCUCGCCGCGGCGUCUGAUGGCUACAAGGCCGGAAUCUGGGACAUCGAGACAGGAGAACCCCUCGUCGUAUUGCAGCAACGUACGAAAAGAGUAUCUGAUAUUAGUUUCUCACCGGAUGGGAAGCUGGCGUUGUCUGGGUCAUACGAUGAGACGGUGGAGAUAUGGGACGUACGGAGCGGCCUCUCGAUCAUGUCGCUUCUGGGACACACUGGUCACGUCUAUGCAGCAUGCGUCUCUCCGUGUGGGAAGUAUAUCGCAUCGGCCUCGUACGACGGGACGGUGCGGUUGUGGAGGACAAGGGACGGGUCGUGCCUUGUGACGUUCGUGGAGCAUCAGGAUCGCGUGAGGCACGUAGCUUUCUCUCCUGAUGGCCAGACACUUUCAUCUGGAGCGAAUAACGGGACA
This is a messenger RNA of Dichomitus squalens LYAD-421 SS1, 834 nucleotides long. RefSeq names its product WD40 repeat-like protein. The transcript has 2 exons. Gene Ontology annotation, molecular function: protein binding. The record is from RefSeq and is a predicted model, not a curated record. NCBI's taxonomy places the organism in Eukaryota, Fungi, Basidiomycota, Agaricomycetes, Polyporales, Polyporaceae. The annotation marks the transcript as partial.